Lates calcarifer (barramundi perch) is the source of this 826-nucleotide messenger RNA. RefSeq names its product insulin-like. Gene Ontology annotation, cellular component: extracellular region. The record is from RefSeq and is a predicted model, not a curated record. The transcript is spliced from 4 exons. Gene Ontology annotation, molecular function: hormone activity. Lineage: Eukaryota; Metazoa; Chordata; Actinopteri; Centropomidae. The coding region runs from base 238 to 585 and encodes 115 amino acids.
UCCCUGCACCCUCCAUUUGACUAUUGAGGUCAGCCAUCCUCGUAACCUGCCAGCACUGCCCAUGCAGCAAAUGGAACCUGACGUCGUGGUGGGAGUGUCCAGGUGGUGGUGGUGGGAGUAUUAAUAGAGAAGACUUUCUGAGGACAGUUCCACACUGACCCAGCUCUCUACAACCCUAAUACUGGUCCUCCACACCUCAUCCAUCUGCUCCUCUUCCAACUCAAGCUUUUCUCCAUUAUGGCGACACUGUGGCUCCAUACUGCUUCUCUGCUGAUCUUACUGGUCAUGUCGUGCCCAGGCUCUCAAGCCACUGCCACACAUUACCUGUGUGGCGCUCACCUCGUCGAUGCCCUUUAUUUCAUCUGUGGGGAAAGAGGUUUUUUCUACAUGCCAAGGAGCGACAACAACCCUGUGCAGCAAUUCGUCCCUCCAAAGGAAGGCAGAGCAGUAUCAGUGGGCGGUGAGAAUGGGGUCACCGAGUUUGCCUCCCAGGACCAUAUGGAGAUGAUGGUGAAGCGAAGCAUUGUGGAGCAAUGCUGCCACAGACCCUGCAGCAUCUUUGAACUGCAGAACUACUGCUACUGAACAGCCAGCUCAGCCACCAGUGCUUAGUCCUGUCUGUCCUGUGUUUGCCGUGCCUUGACUUGCUUAGCAUAGCUUAUCAUCUUGGCUAACUGAAUGUGAAACCUCUCCCCUGUCUCCUGCGGUCAUCAGGAGACUGGCAGCAGUGUAACCUCUCUGCAAAGCCAACUGUUGUGGAAUGAAGUGCUGAUAAAUUAGUGAAAUUAUUUUUUCCUAAAAAAUAAAGUUCUGUAGUAGGGAAAGA